AUGUCAUCGCCAAUCGUCCUCAUCUUCGGCGCGGGAGCCAACAUUGGAGUCAAUGUCGCAAAGGAAUUUGUAGCAGGCGGUUACAAGGCCGUCUUGACCUCAAGAAAGGCCCCAACUGAGCCUGACUCCAGGUUCUCUUACCUCCAAGGCGACCUUGCGAACCCCGAGUCUGUCAGCGAAAUCUUCUCGAAGGUCCGCUCGCAGUUUGGAGAACCAAGCGUUGUCGUUUACAAUGCCGCCGCUGUCUCUUUCACUGCGCCUGACGAUCCAUUUGUUGUUGAACGGGCCACGUUCGAAAAGGAUCUCAACAUCAACACUACCAGCACAUUUGUCGCUAUUAAAGAGUCGCUUGCCAGCUUUAAGGCUCUUCCCGAAACUGCUUCCCGCACUUUCAUCUAUACCGGCAAUGCCAUGAACUUCCUCCCCUUCGGAGGUGUGAUGACUUUGGGUGCAGGAAAGAGUGCCAGCGCGCACAUGAUCGCAUCUGCGGCUACAGCCUACGCACCAAAGGGUUACAAGUUCUACUACGCGGAUGAGAGAAAGGCGGACGGAAGGCUUAGUGGCAAGACCAUCAGCGGCGAGGCCCACGGUCAGCUCUACAAGAAGAUCUCUGAAGACAAGACUCAAGGCCCUUGGUUGCAGACCUUUGUUCCAGGAAAGGGAUAUGUAGCUUUCCCAGCAGACACUGAUGUCAGUCUCCCUCCUCACUAA
Talaromyces marneffei is the source of this 711-nucleotide messenger RNA. RefSeq lists its product as uncharacterized. NCBI's taxonomy places the organism in Eukaryota, Fungi, Ascomycota, Eurotiomycetes, Eurotiales, Trichocomaceae. The transcript is spliced from 3 exons. The record is from RefSeq and is a predicted model, not a curated record. Bases 1 to 711 code for a protein of 236 amino acids.